AUGUCGACUCCCGACAAUCCCCUCACGCAUGGUGCUACUGAAAUGGCGAGCUAUGGAGCCCCCUCGGAUGGAGGUGCCAAAAAGAUCCAUCUGUCAACAGUUUCGGGAGACAGCAGGAUCACCCGCUCCGACAACCUUAGCCUGACAACUCCAAGGAGGCGACGACCAGCCACUAGCACCAUGGCUUGGAUCAAGAGCGCGACCGAGUGCCUGAUCGUCAAUGUUCAUCACUACAAGGCACAGCGACGCCUGACCAAGAAACGACGUGCAUGGGUCAGAUCCUCCCAGCUGAACAUCAGUCCGAUUAUUUCGACAAGCCGCGGCCCACUACUCCAGCAAAACACUUUUCACGCGGCAGCGGUAAACAUGCAGAAGCUUGCUAGCUCUAGCAACCAGGCACUCUCGUCCAACCCUGCCACUGCUGCCGACUUGAAAACAGUCCGCAGAGCCAAGGAUAGAGCGACUAUUGGGGCCACAACGACCGCUGAAAAGCGUCGUGGGCGUGUCUUCGACUUGACCGAUAUCGACUCCCUAGGCAAAGCCCUGGGUGAGAGCUUUAAGUGUGGGAGUGGAUUUUCAGACCCGUCCACCACUCACGAAUCGAACACCCGUGAGAGCCACCUGGGGGAUCACUGCAGCAUAGAGUCCACCGCCAAGGAAUCCAUAAAAAGAGACAGCUAUUGGGAGAAACAGAAUCUUCAACACGAGGCCGAGAUUGCCAGACUCGGAGCUCAGGCCGAUCAACUGAAUCGGGAGCUGUCCAGGCUACGAGAGGUCUCGCAACACAACGAACGUUUUCACAAAUAUUACAAACGGAAAUACGAAACCACAGCCCAUCAGCUAGAGGGCACAAUGCAUGCGUUGCGUUUGAUUGACAACGUGUGCGGCUCCUCGUCACGAUCCGAAAGUGGCGACCGCGAAACACCCAUCACCGACUUCGGACCUGCCAUGUCACCCCGCGAGAACAGAUACUAG
Messenger RNA from Pyricularia grisea, 975 nucleotides. RefSeq lists its product as uncharacterized. The transcript has 2 exons. The record is from RefSeq and is a predicted model, not a curated record. Lineage: Eukaryota; Fungi; Ascomycota; Sordariomycetes; Magnaporthales; Pyriculariaceae. The coding region runs from base 1 to 975 and encodes 324 amino acids.